AUGCCGACCUAUGAUGAUAUACUAAAAGAAAAAGAGAGAAGAAAGAAACGCAGUGAAUCUCAACAGCGUUGCAUUGCGAAUAAAGCCGCCAAAGAAAGCCCUGAAGAAACGAGAGCGAGGAAAGAGGAGAAUAAUAGAAGAAAACGGGAAAUAAAAGCAAUAAUGCAUGGGAAGGACCCUAAAGCAGAAGAAGCGGCCUUUCAGAAACGCAAGUUAGGUCAUCAGGUUAGACGUCAAAUGGAGAAGGAUAAAAAGGCGGCGGAAGAACAAGCAACAGGAUACGAGAGCAACGAUAGCCGCGAAUUACUUACAAGCGACAAUCGUUCUGUGGGCCCUGCACGCCCCGAAGGUCCUACUUAUCCUGACCCCCCGAGACAAGAUCAUAAUGCUACGUUUGCUAUGACUAGUAUGAGAAGUUCAGUACCUCCGACUAUCUCUACACAACCAGCAACCAGUCAUGAUCAUUCAUCGUCUAUGAGCGAUCCUCAACACUCAGCACAUACCAGUUAUCAUGAUUCUCGUCUAUGA
Messenger RNA from Botrytis sinoallii, 528 nucleotides. RefSeq lists its product as uncharacterized. The record is from RefSeq and is a predicted model, not a curated record. The coding region runs from base 1 to 528 and encodes 175 amino acids. NCBI's taxonomy places the organism in Eukaryota, Fungi, Ascomycota, Leotiomycetes, Helotiales, Sclerotiniaceae. The transcript has a single exon.